Diaporthe citri is the source of this 1293-nucleotide messenger RNA. RefSeq lists its product as uncharacterized. NCBI's taxonomy places the organism in Eukaryota, Fungi, Ascomycota, Sordariomycetes, Diaporthales, Diaporthaceae. The record is from RefSeq and is a predicted model, not a curated record. Bases 1 to 1293 code for a protein of 430 amino acids. The transcript has 4 exons.
AUGAGUACCGGGAAUGCGACACUGGAUACAGUGGGCGCCGCUUCCGGGGCAGCGACCGUCGAGCUGGCGGUCGAAUGGAUCGCAUAUCUCGUCAUAAUAAUAGUUAUCACGGCCUUGCGCACCUACGCGCGGGCGAGCAUCUCCGGCAGGAGCGGACUUGGCUGGGAUGACUACCUUGUCUGGAUCGCAGUGGUCUGGUACGUUAUCCUCAACGCUGAGGUCUAUGUGAUUGGCGUCACGGCUGUUGGCAUCGCAAACGACUCCAUGACAAACGAGUACCGCGCUAGGCUUGCAAAGGAUGGCCCUGGGAGCCAGGAGUUUGGGCUUCGAGUCCUGGGAUCCAAGGUGCAGCUAGCUGCAUGGAUAUCGUACUCGCUGGUCUUGUGGCUAUUGAAAGGAUCUCUCCUCUGUUUCUUCGUGGUCCGGCUCACUGAGGGCAUCACCGGAGCAAAGAGGAGAGCAUGGGCUGGCACAAUUCUUCUCAUUCUUACCUGGGUCUCCAUUCUGGUAACAGUUCUUGCAAGUUGUCGACCACUCAACAAGAUGUGGCAAAUCUUUCCCGAUCCUGGGCCAAUUUGCUAUGCUGGCGUCUCACCGAUUUUGAUUGGAGUCACACUCGCUGGCAACAUUCUGACGGACAUCUACCUGAUUUCGAUACCGGUCCCCGCGCUACUGCGAGCCUCGCUUGGGAGAGUACAGAAGAUCUCCCUCGUCAGCCUCUUCAGCUGCAGCAGUCUCAUCACAGCUAUGGCGAUCGUGAGAGUUGUUGUUAUUUUCGUGAACUCGAACAGCAACGGCGACGGCGCGUGGGCACUAAGGGAGUGUUUCGUGGGCAUGGUGACCACCAAUUUGGCACCUAUAAUUCCGCUUUUCAGAAAGUGGCUCUCGCCAUGGCUGGGACGACUUGAGUCCAGCUCCGACGGCAAUACGAACCAAGGCACCGGAGGAGCGAGCAGCCGCACGAUGAAAUCCAAGAGCCGAGACCCAAGGAGUCCAGGGCUCAAACUGAAGACGGCUGGGCGCCACCACAGCUCCGACAGCUCGGAGCAUAUCAUUGAGGUCAACGAUGUCGAGAUGCAGUCUUACAACAACAGUCCGAACCAGCGCGAUGCACCAUCCGAUCCGACCGUGGGUGGGGAACAGACAGGAAAGUCGUCGAGUGGGAAUGGAAAUAAAAGCCCAACACUAAUCAUCCAGAGGAACGGCGAGAUGCAGGCUUCGGCAGAGGGUGCGGACGAGGCGACAUUUUACAGGAAUGGACGUAUCCGGGAUCGAGACUUGUCGAUACAGUAA